CAGAGAGCAGUUGGAUACCUUUGCUGCUAUUGCAAGUGCUUCCAAAGGGGGAAGAAUUGGAAUUGAAGAGUUUGCAGAGUACUUGAAGCUGCCUGUUUCAGACGUCCUCAAAGAGCUGUUUCAACUCUUUGACAGGAUUUCUCAAAUCACCUGAAGCCAACUAUGCAGAGAAGAAAAGAAAGAGAGGUGUAGCAACAAUUGGCAGAAACUACUGAGGCCUGAGAUAGCUUUGGCAGCUGGAGACAUGCACUGACAUGGUGAAGUCUAAGCAUGCAGAUAAGCUGCAUUUUGCCAACGCCCAGCUCAGACACAAUACAGCUUUGGAGAGCUACAGCAGCACUGCAUCUCUGAGUAACUCUCUUCAAAAAAUCUUCACGAUGUUCCUUGCGAAAGCUUUGCUGAGUGGAGGAAGUGGCAGUGGUCGUGGAGGGAGCCUUGCACAGGGCCUUGGAGGUCUCCUAACAGGAGGUGGACGUGGAGGUAAUCUUGGAGGACUUGUUGGAGGUCUUGUCAGUCUUAUAAGUGAAGCAGCAGCUCAGUAUAAUCCAGAGCCACCUCCAGCUCCUUCACAUUUUACGAAUGUGGAAGCUUAUGAGAGUGAGGAGAUCAGACAGUUUCGUCGCCUUUUUCUCCAGCUGGCUGGAGAUGAUAUGGAAGUGUGUGCCACAGAGCUAAGGGACAUCCUGAACAAAGUUGUUUCCAGACAUCAAGACUUGAAGACAGAUGGCUUCAGCUUAGACACAUGCCGUAGCAUGGUAGCCGUCAUGGACAGUAACAUGAAUGGUAAACUGGGCUUUGAAGAGUUUAAGUAUCUGUGGAACAACAUCAAGAAAUGGCAAUGUGUGUACAAGCAGUAUCAUACCGAACAGUUAGGCGCUGUUGGGAGAGCUCAGCUGCCGGGUGCCUUGAAGGCUGCAGGAUUCCACCUGAACGAACAACUCCUCCAGGUAAUCGUGCGCAGGUAUGCCGACGAGGAUGGUAGCAUGAAUUUCAACAAUUUCAUUAGCUGCUUGGUACGAAUGGACAGCAUGUUCCGAGCCUUCAAGUCCCUGGACCAAGAUGGAAACGGACAGAUCAAAAUGACCAUUGAAGACUGGCUGCAGCUGACCAUGUAUUCAUGAAGGCAUAGCAGAGAAGAAUAACCUUCAUCUGGAAGAUACGCAUGGAUAUGUAAUCCUGUACUGUAGCACUGUAGUCUUUUCCUUGUUCUAGCAGUAGACAGCUCAGCUUAAAGUAUUGCAUUUCCUCUUGUGCAUGAAUUAGUCUGCUUUUCUAUGGUGGGGGGAUGCAAGUUGUCAGUUGGACAGAGAACUAUCGCUGAACUCUGAAGUGAAGGAAUGUGUUCAAGGAUAAAAGAUUAGUUAUUACUUCACGUAAAAUGGUUUGUAUAUGAGUAUAGUUGUUAUAGAAAAAGUUCAUAAUUUUGGUGUUGCUUUGUGAUGUUACUGUUCUGAUUUGUAAGGAUUCACUAAACUGGAAUAAAGCUCUGCUUGCCAGAAGGCAAUUGCUAGUAGAGUCUUGCAGUAAUUUCUAACAAGGGGAAGAACAUGAGAGGUGCAAUAACUAUGAUGAUUUACAUAAUCAUAUUAAAUUUCCUUCCUGCUGCUUUUUCAUGCUUGUCUGCUGAAGCAAAACCUGAGUGGUAUUGUCAGUUCUACCUGCUGGCCACGUCAAAAUGGAAGACUUACAUAAGGCUACUUUUUAUAACCUUUCUCAUUCCUACAGUUCUGUUAACUUCUCUUUUCUUUCUUUCCUUGGAGCCUUAUAGUUAUAAUGAAAACAACUUAAAAUACUACAGUUAUAUUUAGAGAACCUUGCUGUAAUAAUCCAGUCACAUAGCAGACAGACAGCCAAAAUCAGCCUUUGGCUGAGUUAAAUUUUAUCAGGGUGCUCAAGUUUUGCAGUUCUGUCCAAGACAUCAAUUUUGGAGUAAAGGAAAAAGGAAUAACAUCAUCUAUCAAAGGUAGCUUUCUUUGAAUUAAAGAUUACAUAGUUGAUGAAAACAGUCCUUGCACCGCAACGUAGCAAGGCAGUGCUCUGCUGCUUUAAAAGAAAAUUGUCUAGGGUGUGUACUAGCUGACAGGAAUGUGAAAGUAUGAGUGGAGUAGAGCAAUGCACGGCAGUCUCCAGCUGUAAGAGUCCACAUGCUCCUCCUCUCCCCAGGGAGACCUCGGUGACUGAUCGAGAAACCACACAAUACCUGCAAGGCAUCUGAAUGCUAAUUGCAUACUGUUGUUUGGUUUUGUUUCUAAAUUUCCAUAGCUUUGAUUUCAAAAUCUUGCAGUUACGCUUGGCAAAUAGUGUUUUCCAAACUGAUGAAGUCUCCUCCCUGCUAUACUUGCAGAAGCCUUCUACUUGCAACUUGGGAAAAAGUAGCUUGAAACUUUUGCCCAGACUUUUUUCCUCCUGCGCUUUGUUUAAUACCAAACUGGGUGACAGUAAAAAUAUUCAUAUUGGCCCAAAAUGAUGAUGAAAGAGGUCAGUUCCUUCCUAAUGGCAUUUAUACCCCUCCCGGUUAUUCAAUGGAAAAGCACAAAAGUUCCCCACAGUGGUGUUUGGGCUCUGAAUAAUAGGAAAGGGGGAAAAGGCGAUACCUCUUGGUGAGCACCAUCCUACCAGGUUUGUUUCAGAAUAUCCCUCUCUGACUAGUUAGAACUUGCAUGUAGCAACAGGCAGUGGAAAUUUUAGAGUUACAACCUGUCAGAUGAUGAGCCUGGAUAUGAACACAAGGCGCAUCUGUGGUUCUGCCUCAAACAGUCCAGUUGUAGCCUCUUGGUGGUAGCCCUGUCAGUGAUUUGGGGUAUACUCACCUGACCCAAACAGGAAUGACUACACGCGCGACACACACACACACACACACACACACCCACAAACACCCACACACACACGAUUUUUACUGUUGCCUUAUCAGUGAGAAAAAGAUUUUCAGGCAGUAAUACUUUAAACCUUAUUGACUGCAUCUGUCUUGCAGAGAGCUUUGCCAGCUGCAUAAAGCUAACUGAUGAUCCAGCCCUAAUGUCACUCUGCAACUAUAAAUCGGAGGCUGUGCAUGACAAUGAAAUCUCUCUUGUUUCCCAAAGUGUAAGAUUUACUGUAUUAUAUAAAAAAGCCAACCACAAAACCCUAUUUACCAUACCAUGCUAUAGUGAAAAUAGUAGUGGAAGACUAGUUACCUUAAAGAAAACAAAGGUAGUUGAGAGUGUUUUGUGUAACAAAUACAAACAUAUAUUAUAAAUAUUUAUGUUCUACUUUGAUAUUUAGAGAAUUGGAGGUCAGCUCACAUGUUGCUUCCUUAAAUUGUUCUUGGGUGCAUAGGCUGCAAACAGCUAGAUAUGCAUAGAAAGACUAUUGCAAGUGCUUGUUUGCAGUGGUGGUACACAAACACUGGAAGUUUUCCUGCAUUUUCAGUUUAACUCCCAUCUCUUUUUCCAAGCAAGAACCCAAUUAUCUCUCCUUAACCAAAAUGCCAGAGCAUUUGGAAGUUAGCCAGCAUCCUAGGGUCACAACAUGAUCUUGCAAGCAUAAUAAGCUUAUUUCCUACUCAGAUGGCUAGAGUUUUAUGUAUCAGAUUGCACUCAGCUUUGAUUACUGGGUUUUAGCACUUUCAUUAAAGUAAUUUGACCCUUAUUAGCUCUUGUCAUUUUUUUAUGUGUAGCCAAAGCUGUCUUAACUGGCUUCAGAGGUUGUUUUUACUUAGACUAUUUUAUUUAGAGUUUACUUCCCAAUUCUUUUCCUGUGAUAUAUAAAUUCUAAUGGCAUCAAUCAAUCCUUUGCUAAGAAUGCAGUCUGUAAAACUCUGCAGAAAUAAUAUUCUGUGGAUCUUUGAACAACUAUCUACGCUCUUGCUUCAGUUGUUUUAAGAGUUUAGGUUUAUGAUACAUUUUGAAGAUAGCUCUAUUAUUAUUGUUAUGAGAUCUAAAAUGUAGCCAAAAUAUUUAAAGGUGACUCUGCAGCACAAUGAGAGCACAGAUUUGUAACUAAAGUAGCAUUUAUGAGAGAACAUUGUCCUUUUCUAAUGAUUAAAAAGCGUCAAAAGUUAUAGCCCUUAGAUGCACACAAAAGUAACUUAAAGACUAAGUGCUAACUGCUUUUGCUAAAAAAGUUUCCUUAAAAUUCACAGGCCUUUAAAGUAUGAGAUGUUCAAACGUUGCAUGUCUUCAAAAAAAGACUGGAUAGACCAUCAAUAUCAUGAAAAUAAAUUGUCCAUGCAAACCAGUCUGAAUUGGUUUUGCAGACUAAAUAAAAUUGUAUCCUAGCAGUUUUAAAUCCUCUCAAAUAUAUUGCUUGAUAAAGAAAAGUUAAGUACUGAAUCCAUUAUUACACAUAUUUUGUUAAUCAAGAACUGUUUUAAGACCCAAGUACAAUAAUAGAAAUCCCUAUUUCAUAGUACCCAGUAUUUUCAAAGUAGCUUUAGCACUUCUCCACUGGCAAGCUCCAUAUUCCACUACCCAGCAGCAGAAAGCCAGGAACAGAAAGGUUAAGGUUGGUAUGCUCAAGUGGCCAUUAGAAGCUGGUAGGAGAGCCAGAAAUAGAAUCUAGUUCUCACUGUUCACUACAGAUUUACCCAGGAGAACUCCCCUCCCACACUUAGCUGGAAAAGAUUUUUUGUGCUGUCCUCAGACCUAAGGAGUCCGCUUUUUUAAAAAUCUUUUCUUCUCAAAUUGUACAACACAUUACCCACAAAAGGAACACUUUUGUGGGCCUUGAAAAUGUUUUUUGAUGGACACCCUUAUUGUGCAUGUUCCAAACUAUGAUCUAGUAGUCAUCUCUACUGUGCUUUCAUCAACCGCUCUGUAUCCCUUGACCUAACGCUUACAUGUGGCUUCUUCCCCAGACUGGAUGUUUCUCAAAACCCUCAAGAAACUUUCAGUGAGGUCACAAGAACGCUACUGACUUAAGGAUAUAUUUCAGUGGUCCUCUGCAUUUUCCCUAUCUGCAAUGCAAUGCAGCUUACGUAGAAUUAAUCACAAGCCCCAUCAAAGCAAGCUUCAAAUGUUUUUUUGAUGUAGCUUUGUAGUUAACACAUUGAAAUGUUCAUUCAGAUCAAAGCUGGAAUUACCAGAAAGACUUUUACAAUUAAUUCAUUGCAUUUCUGGCUUAAAAGGUAGGACAAUGUAAAAGCUUCAAAUAACAUGUAGGGCAAUGCAUUUAUUCAGAGAAUGGCUUAAAGUAGACCACGUAGAUUUACUGCAUCAUCA
Molecule: messenger RNA, 5198 nt
Organism: Cuculus canorus (common cuckoo)
Lineage: Eukaryota; Metazoa; Chordata; Aves; Cuculiformes; Cuculidae
Gene: CAPNS2
Product: calpain small subunit 2
Exons: 2
Coding region: 255-1121 (288 amino acids)
Molecular function (GO): calcium ion binding
Source: RefSeq, a predicted model, not a curated record